Phyllopteryx taeniolatus (common seadragon) is the source of this 4693-nucleotide messenger RNA. RefSeq names its product single stranded DNA binding protein 4 (gene ssbp4). The transcript has 17 exons. Bases 118 to 1275 code for a protein of 385 amino acids. Gene Ontology annotation, biological process: positive regulation of transcription by RNA polymerase II. NCBI's taxonomy places the organism in Eukaryota, Metazoa, Chordata, Actinopteri, Syngnathiformes, Syngnathidae. The record is from RefSeq and is a predicted model, not a curated record. Gene Ontology annotation, molecular function: protein binding; single-stranded DNA binding. Gene Ontology annotation, cellular component: nucleus.
AGGGAGGAAGGGGGGGAGGAAAAACACAGAAGGGGUAGCUAUGGAGAUGGAGCGUUUUCCUGGCUGCUUUCUUUGACAGGUGUUGAGUGGGGCAAAAGUCUUAAAACAGAAUCCAGCAUGUACGCCAAAGGUAAAGGAGCUGUGGUCCCUUCCGACAGUCAAGCCCGAGAAAAGUUAGCUUUAUACGUGUAUGAGUAUUUGCUGCAUGUCGGCGCACAGAAAUCAGCACAGACCUUCCUGUCAGAGAUCCGAUGGGAGAAGAACAUCACACUCGGGGAACCUCCGGGAUUUUUACACUCGUGGUGGUGUGUAUUCUGGGAUCUGUACUGUGCCGCCCCGGACCGUAGGGAGACAUGCGAACAUUCCAGCGAGGCCAAGGCCUUCCACGAUUAUAGUGCGGCCGCUGCCCCCAGUCCAGUGAUGGGCAACAUGCCGCCCAACGAUGGCAUGCCGGGAGGACCCAUGCCACCGGGAUUCUUUCAAGGUCCCCCAGGAUCUCAGCCUUCCCCUCAUACACAGCCUCCCCCACACAACCCCAGCAAUCCCAUGAUGGGCCCUCAUGGACAGCCAUUCAUGUCGCCGCGGUACCCAGGUGGUCCGAGACCCGCACUCCGCAUGCCAAACCAGCCGCCCGGGAGCAUUCCCGGAUCACAGCCUCUCCUGCCAAACAGCCUGGACCCCACCAGACCUCAAGGACAUCCAAACAUGGGCGGUCCGAUGAGAAUGAAUCCCCCUCGAGGAAUGGGGGGCAUGGGUCCACAGAAUUACGGUGGAGGAAUGAGGCCUCCUCCAAACUCAAUGGGGCCAGGGAUGCCCGGCAUGAAUAUGGGUCCUGGCGGAAGGGGUCCAUGGCCGAACCCUAACAACAACUCAAUAGCUUAUUCGUCUUCAUCUCCGGGCAACUACGUGGGCCCCCCAGGGGGAGGAGGCCCACCAGGAACUCCCAUCAUGCCGAGUCCUGGAGAUUCAACAAACUCAAGUGAAAACAUCUAUACAAUGAUGAACCCCAUUGGCCCUGGUGGAAAUAGACCUAACUUCCCAAUGGGACCGGGGCCAGACGGGCCCAUGGGUGGCAUGGGUGCCAUGGAGCAGCAUCAUAUGAACGGCUCGCUAGGGUCUGGUGACAUGGACGGGUUGCCAAAGAAUUCUCCCAACAACAUGGCAGGCAUGAACAAUCCGCCUGGCACUCCGCGGGAUGACGGCGAGAUGGCAGGCAACUUUUUAAACCCAUUCCAAAGUGAAAGUUAUUCACCCAACAUGACGAUGAGUGUGUGAUUCUUUUUUUAUUUUUAUUUUAUUUUACUUUACUUUUUCAUCUCCCUUUUAUCCUCCCCAUCCACCCACGGUGUGACUUGCAUUGCCCUUUUUCCUUCCCCUUCUCCUCCCUCAUCCGUGUGGAUCGGCGCGCAGCCUCUCGGGAUGCCCAUGGACAGCAGGACCCCCCUCAAGGGCCCCCAUCCCAGCGUCUGUAAAAUGGGAGUAAGAACAUGAGACUUUCUUCCUCGCCUGCUGCGACCACUCCCCCUCCACCCCUCCUUGUCAUGAGCAUUGGAGCCCCCCUCCCCCCAAAAUAUCACACCCAGUCCAUUCAACCAGUCAUGAAGCUCAACAAUGGCAGAAAUAAUAAGCACAGGCCCCCCAAAAAAUGCGCAAUAUAUAUUUUUUAAUUUUAUCUCCUGGCAAAUAUCUUGAGGUGUUUCGCUCCAUUCAAGGCCUGCUGGGUAAUGGGAAAUAUCACAUUCGGAGCUCAAAGUGUUUUGUUGACAAGUAAACAAAAAAACACUCGGUCAGUAUUUUAUGUUCUUUUGAUGUUGUGACAAUUAAUUUCCACAAAUCAGUUGUAUUCAAUGGCAAUCUAUAUUAUAACAAAUACCUAAAGAUAGGUAUCUCCAUGUACUGUACAAACAGUACAUCAUACAUACAGUACAUAUACAUAUGUGAUGGACAGUGGAUAUAGAACAGCUUAACUUUAUUUGGGGUUAAUCAAAGGCACUUUAAAUGGUGCCAGGUGUGUGCUGACUCCCAUUUAACAUGAGUUUGAAUGUGAUUGGUUCAUUCUGAACACAGCCACUUCCCCAGUUUUAAGGGUGUGCACACUUGUGCAACCACAUUUUCUCAGUUGUUUAUUUUUACUUCCCCUCUUGAAAAGAUAACAAAAAUUCAAUGGAGAUGUACAGGUGACAGGUGCAAAAAGGUUUUGAAAUUCCUCUUGGUUUCAUGUUUUUGUAUCAUAGAAACCAGGCAUUUGAACAGGGGUGUGUAGACUUUUUCUAUCCACUUUAUGUCAAAGUACAUCAUGAUUUCCGCCAAGUUCAUGAAAAGCAACUCUGACUUGAAGCAGUUUUACAAUGCACUUUUUCCUAGUCUGAGGUCGGAAACUUCCGGUUUCCCAGUUUCAUGGAAUGCAGCAUAAAUCAGUCAAGGUUGAAUCUUUUGAGGUGAACCAACAGAUUUGAUCUCAUGUGUAAAUAUUUAACCCGUAUUGCUGUCCUUUUAUUCUUUUUAUUACUUUCCUUUUUAUUAAAUCCCUAAAAUGUGUUUACCCCCUGUAUCAGUUUUUUAUUUUUUUUUAUUUUUUUUAAUGGAGUUUAACAUUACCUCUUUUCGAUUCAAGACUUAUUGUGUUUAUUUGGACUGGAAUUCAAUUGUUGUGAUUUUGGUAUGAAGUAGUAUUAGGGCCACACUGCAAAGAUAAACUGCAUUGUCAAAAUGAAUUUAAAAAAAUAUAUUUUUGAUAUUGAGAAUAAAGUUUGAAUAUCACAAGAAUGAAGUUGAACUGUUAAGGCAAUAUUUAUAGUUUUACAAGAAUAAAGUCAUAGUAUUAUGAGAAUAAAGUCAGAUUUGUACAAGCAUAAACCUGUUAAGGAUCUUGUCAAUUUAAUCUUUCACAUUUUCUUAAACUUUUUUCUUGCAAAAAUAAACAAUUAUGUUCAGAAUAUUAGUACAUUAUUGUCAUAAUAUUACAAUUUGUUUCUUGGGAAAAAUACACCUUUAUUUUCAUGAUAUUAAACUAUUAUUCUUGUAAUGUGACUUUUUUUUCACUUGAAAUAAUACAUCUCUAUUCUGAUAAUAUUACACAUUUAUUCUAAAGGGAUACAGUAACAAUUUUUUUCUUGGGGGGAAAAAAUAACCUUUAUCGUCAUAAUAUUACAACUUUAUUCUUGUAAUCAUCUGACUUUUUUUCUUGGAAAAAAGACUUCUUUAUUCUUCUAAUGUUAUGACUUUUUUCUUUAAAAGAAAAUGCAAUUUUAUUCUUAAAGUACAACUUUGUCACCUUAUUUUCUCAUCAUAGUUUGAAAAAAAAUACAACCUAAUAUAAUAACAAUAUAAUGCCUUGAACCGUAAUAUUACAAGUUUAUUCUCGUAAAAUAAAACUAUUUCCUUCAUAAUAAUACAACUUUUUUUCUUAAAGAAAUAAAGCGUUUUAUCAGGAUAAUGCCACGUUUACCCCUUAAUACAACUUUUUUUCUUACAACUUUAAAAGAAAAACUACAACUUUUUAAAAACUACAACUCUCAAAAUCUCUUAACACGUACUCGUUUUUCCUCUUCUUUUUUUUUAUAGCAUGGCCUUAAUACUUCUUCAUACAUUGGUUAAGUAGUCCAGACUGUUGGAAAGAUGACAGAAUCAACUAAGUGAUAUGUUUUUUUCCUUUGUUGUUUUAUCAGAUUGUUUUGAUCCAUUCACCAGUAAGAAUAAUCCACAGAACGUCCACAGAAUCUUCUAAGUGACAUGAUUAUUCCUGUACAUUUGGCCUGAUUUUAAAGGGAUAAAAAUGAUAUUGUUAUGAUAUGUGCUGGGUGGAUAUCUCCAGGAUUUGGCUCCCAGAGGAGGCCGCCCAGGGAGACACUCCCGCCGGUCAACAUAUUGACACGUACCCUCCCUUUCUUUCCUCAAAUACCACCCCUCCUUACUUUUUAAUUUUUCAUUUUGUUUUUGUAAAUACUGUACAAUGCAUUUUGAUAUCAUGGACAUGUUUUGAUAUGUCAGUCACUACCGAUGAGUACAGCUGAGAGUAAAUUAUUAAUGAAACUGUCCAUGUUUUUUCAUAGAGGAAAGAGGACGCCCGUUGACUAUUUGGCUCACAUGUGGCUAAAUGUCCACUCUGGGGGAAAAAAAGAAAAGAAAAAAAAGUUGUUCUAGGACGCAGAGAUGACUAGAAGUAAUCAUUAAAACCUGACCUCAUAUUGCAGUUUUUAAUAUGAAGGAUUUUUUUAGCCAUUGAAAACACUCAAGAGGAGUUUGUUAUUAAAUGACCGUGACGGGGUGAAAAGAAAAACAGUGUCCUUUGAUAUGGAGUCCUGUACAGACACUCUCUCAGUCCUCUGUGUAUAUGGAUCAUCUCUGUACUUCUAUUGUGAUGUAUAAUACUGUACCAUUAGGAGUAAGAUCUGCUGGUCAUGUUGAGUGUGGGAGGGAGGAGGGGGUUGGGGUUAUUGGGCGGGACAUAAUGGAUUCUCCUGCAGUGUUCAAUAUGAAGCAGUCUGUCUCCUGGUUUGCUUUGUAUUUCAUGCUAGGCUAGUUGGGAAUCUUGUCUUAGGGACGUAGAUGUCUUGUGUAGGUAAUAAAGAUGUUCUUUGUAUGUUUCUUUAUAUUGUAAAGUUUCUUUAGACUGAAAGGAGGAGGAAAAAACAUAAUUUGCUUAUCAGAAAGAAGAAACAAUGCAUCAAAAAUAAAUGUUAUUUGAUUUUUA